UUCUUUAUAUAUAUAGAGAGAGAGAGAAAUGGGAAUCAAAUAGGAAGAUCGCAAGGCCACAAGUACUUGUGGCUGAGAAUUGCUCCCUUGCUUACGUGGCAUCGAGACCUCGUUAAACGGAGGAGCAAAUCACAACAAUCCCAAACAACGACGACGACGACGACGACGACGCCGAAGACGACAACAUCAUCAAAACGACGACACGCCCACCCUCCCGCGAACAACACAGCCUAGCUGCAGCCACGCCCAUACACUCAUGACGGGCAACACUCAGGUUAGUAAGCAAUAGAACCAGCGUAUCCGGAUUUCAUUCAUUUUCCUCGGGUUCGUCAGAUCUAUAGUGGACGAAAAUGUCGGAAGCAAAAGACCCGGCGAUUAAGCUCUUCGGGAAGACGAUUCCUCUCACGUCAAACGACGAGACUUCGGCAGUCUCUGCCAUCUCUGGCGCUCCUACUGCUAUUGCUUAUGCUAAAGACAAACUCGAUGAGGAUCGUUCUUCUUCUGCGGCUUUGCAGGACGAGAAAUCAAAGAGAGCAGCAGCAGAACAACAGCGACAACAGAAGGAGAAGGAUCCAUCAGGAGGAAAACCGACCAAGCCUACGGGGGAAGAUGGCGGACCACCUACAAGUCUGAAAAAGCUGUCAGAUCCAGCUACUUCCUUAGAGAUGAUUGAUGAACCCCAAACCGCCUCAGUUGAGAAGGAAGCUGCAACAACAAAAGGUUGCAAGACUGAGGAAGAACAGAACGAGACAACUACGAGUAUCCCACAAGAGAAGACCCUGAAGAAGCCUGACAAGAUACUGCCAUGUCCUCGCUGUAACAGCAUGGACACAAAGUUCUGUUACUUCAAUAACUACAACGUCAAUCAACCCCGGCAUUUCUGCAAGAAUUGCCAGAGAUACUGGACAGCCGGUGGGACCAUGAGGAAUGUGCCUGUGGGUGCUGGCCGUCGCAAGAACAAGAACUCUGCCUCACAUUAUCGGCAUAUUACAGUCUCCGAAGCCCUCCAGACCACUCGAACUGAUGCCCCAGAUGGAGUUCACCACUCAGCACUGAAACCCAAUGGCACCUUACUCACAUUCAGCUCUGAUUCUCCUCUAUGUGAAUCUAUGGCUUCCAUGUUGAACCUUACAGAGAAGACAAUUCGGAACUGCACCAGGAAUGGGUUUAAUAGAGCAGAAGAGCAGCGAAUUCCAGUGUCCUGUGGGGUAGAAAAUGGGGAUGACCGUUCUAGUGGAUGUGGAUCGUCUAUAACUUCAUCGAAUUGUACAGAGGAUGGGAACAGGGUAAGUUUGCAAGAUCCAAUGAUGCGGAAUUGUAAUGGGUUCCCUCCUCAGAUACCGUGCUUUCCAGGAACUCCUUGGCCUUAUCCAUGGAAUUCGGCUCAGUGGAGCUCUGCAGUACCCCCACCUCCUGCCUUCUGCCCUUCAAGCUUUCCCGUAUCUUUCUAUCCCACGGCAACUUAUUGGGGUUGUACUCUUCCAGCCAAUUGGAACAUCCCCUGGAUAUCCCCACCAUCAUCUUCUUCAAGUAAUGGGGGAUCGGGAUCUGGUCCUAAUUCUCCAUUGGGCAAGCAUUCAAGAGAUGGAAGCAUUCUUAAAUCAAAUAACAAAGAGAAAGCUGAUCCAUCAAAAGAGAGCAAUUCAGAGAAGUGCCUUUGGAUUCCAAAAACUCUGAGGAUCGAUGAUCCUGGUGAAGCUGCAAGGAGCUCCAUAUGGUCAACACUGGGGAUUAAAAAUAACAAGGCUGAUUCAAUCAGUGCAGGGGGGCUCUUUAAGGUCUUCCAACCAAAGAGCGAAGAAAAGAAUCACACGGCUGGAGCCUCUCUGGUAUUGCAAGCUAAUCCUGCAGCACUGUCUCGAUCAUUGAACUUCCAUGAGACCUCAUAAUGGGAAAUUGUUCUGUUGAGCAAGUGUUUCAUUGAGACGGUGGUAAUGGUAAUGGAGGUUGCAACUGGUUGAGUUGAAUUUGCAGCCAACACCUGUGGUUUGGGCCACGUUGGUCCACUAUUCAGGCAUUUACUGCUUAUAGAUCGGCAAGGCAACAAGUUUGAGAGAGGAAGGCCUGAGAAGGACCCAGUUCUGGUCUCCUCCGAAGAGAAAGUUCUUUCCUAGAGCUCUCAUACCCAAGUAGCCAACUAAUUUCAUUCUCUCUCUUUUUGGUUUUUCACAGUAUGACACUAUGAACAAGUCUUGUUUUUUCCUAGAUGGUUUGCCAGUUUGUACAUGUAUAUAUCUAAAUUUAAAGUGGUCAGAUAGAGGUGGAUAAAGGAGUGGGAGAUUCUUAUAUGUACUAAAAAAUAAAUUUGUGAAUC
This is a messenger RNA of Nelumbo nucifera (sacred lotus), 2314 nucleotides long. Its product is annotated as cyclic dof factor 1-like. NCBI's taxonomy places the organism in Eukaryota, Viridiplantae, Streptophyta, Magnoliopsida, Proteales, Nelumbonaceae. Gene Ontology annotation, biological process: regulation of DNA-templated transcription. Gene Ontology annotation, molecular function: DNA-binding transcription factor activity; DNA binding. The record is from RefSeq and is a predicted model, not a curated record.